Messenger RNA from Kwoniella botswanensis, 810 nucleotides. RefSeq lists its product as uncharacterized. Gene Ontology annotation, cellular component: cytoplasm. The coding region runs from base 1 to 810 and encodes 269 amino acids. The record is from RefSeq and is a predicted model, not a curated record. Gene Ontology annotation, molecular function: carboxylic ester hydrolase activity; palmitoyl-(protein) hydrolase activity. Gene Ontology annotation, biological process: protein depalmitoylation. NCBI's taxonomy places the organism in Eukaryota, Fungi, Basidiomycota, Tremellomycetes, Tremellales, Cryptococcaceae. The transcript is spliced from 3 exons.
AUGACAUCCCUCAACCUUCGUCCCGUCCCUUCCUCCUCUACUUCUUCCUCGUCCAAACCUAUCCCUUCCCCCUCAUUGCUCAAACCAUGGGAUUUCUCUUACUCCCCCUCAUCGGAUGGAUGCGACAAGAACUUGUUGAUCAUGUUUCAUGGUCUCGGCGAUUCAAAAAUCCCAUUUUUCAACCUGGGCAAGCAGCUCAAUCUUCCUUCUACAGCUAUCUUAUCACUUUCUGCACCUGAUCCUAUCCCGUUGAUGGAUCAUCCCUCUUUCUCAUGGUAUCCAACCUUCACCCCUACAUUCGAUCCCCUCCCUAUCCAGAAUCACAAUCCUACAAUCCACAUGGCAAAACUACGUUCUUUGAUAUCCACGCUGACGAGUAAGGAGGUAGGAUGGGAACUGAAGGAUAUCCAUUUGUUCGGAUUCGGACAAGGUGGGACUAUAGCGUUGGAGCUAGGUCUAUCAAUAUACAAUCAACCACUCGGUACAGGUGAAGAUACACCGAGAAGAUUCGGUUCAAUAACCUCCAUAUGCGCUUCAAUCCUUACUCAUCCCACUUCCACACUAAACAUUCAAACUCCCAUAUGUUACCUUACGAGGCAUUCCCCACAGUCUGCUAUACAUCAGAAGAACCUGAAUAUACUUAAGAGAGCAUAUAAAGAUGUCGAAGUGGUACAAGCCUCAGGUGGGAAUGAGCAGAUGCCGAGAAAUAAAGAUGAAUGGUAUGGGAUUAUGAAGUUCUGGGGUCAAGUGUUGGGUAGGGAGGAUGAGGGAUGGAAAGGACAAGGAGAGGUUUAUGAGGUUGUUAGGUAG